AUGGCUAUCAUUCGUGGUCUGAAAGCGGCGGCUUUGAUCGCCCUCGUCUCGAGCCAAUCUCAGCUUGCGAUUGCUGCACCAGCAGCUGCCAAGUUCGCCAAGAGGAACACGACGGACCUCCAUGACUCCUACGACUACGUGAUUAUCGGCGGAGGCUUGAGUGGUCUUGUGGUUGCCAACAGACUGACCGAAGAUCCAGAGGUGACUGUCUUGGUUGUCGAGUAUGGAGACUUCGACGUCAGCUGGGACGUGGCUAUUCCCUACUACGCUUCUAACCUACACCCCAACGAUUUGAUUCAGUUCUUGUCCAUCCCACAGCCUGGUCUGAACAACAGAACUUCUGGUGUUCAGACUGGAACAGUAGUUGGGGGCGGGUCUACGGUCAAUGGCAUGGCGUUUGAUCGCGGCUCGAAAGCCGACUACGACGCGUGGGAGGAGCUAGGAAACCCGGGUUGGAAUUGGGACAGCCUUUUCCACUACUUCAAGAAGUCAUCUACGUUUACUCUUCCCGCGCCCGAGUAUGUUGAGAAGUACAACUUUAGUUACGACCCAAGCACCUAUGGCGAUGGUCCUCUCCAGGCCGGCUUCCCCUCGUGGCAAUGGCCCGACAGAGAUCUUCAGAGAAAAGCCUGGAUUGAGGACAUUGGCGUUCCUGUGCUCGAUGAUCAUGGUGCAGGUGGGAACAAUGUUGGCUUGGCUCAGCUCCCCCAGAAUCACGACCCAAAGAACGUAACUCGGUCGACUUCGAGAACAGCAUACUAUGAGCCUAUCGCCGAAACUCGCAAGAAUCUCAACCUCAUUGUGAAGCACUAUGCUUCAAAGAUUGAGUUUGAGGAUAAGAAAGCUGUCGGUGUGAACAUCAUCUCUCGCGAGACUAACGCCACAACACUGGUGAAGGCGAAGAAGGAGGUUGUCCUUGCUGCCGGCGGCGUUCAGACGCCAAGAAUCUUGCUCCAAAGUGGUAUCGGUCCCGCUGGACUGCUGAAGUCUCUCGACGUCGAUGUGGUCGCCGACCUCCCUGGCGUGGGUAGCAACUACCAGGAUCACGCAUGGAUGUUGAUGUUCGAGGCUAUGAACGAUCAGGCUUUCUUUAACGCAUCCGAGGCCGAGUACUUUGCCAAUCGAACUGGACCCUUCACUCACGCUCGUGGGAACAACAUCAUCUUCAGAUCUCUCCAGGAUCUUACUCCGGAAUAUGAGGCCCUAACGGCGUCUGUCGAAGCCCAGAACGCGCUCGACUUCCUUCCUGAAAUCUACUCAGAGCACCCCGAGCUUCUCGAGGGCUUCGUCGCUCAGCGUGAGGCUCUCACCAAGCUGUUCAGAAACCCAGAGGCAGGCGUGUUGGAGAUUCCCUUCGGUGGCUUCUCUGGUGGUGCAAUUGCUUUCCAGAAGCCUCUGUCUCGUGGCACCAUCAAGAUCAGCUCGACCAAUCCUGACCCUGCUAACCCGCCUGUCAUCGACUUUGGUACCCUGCAAAACCCUAUUGAUGUCGAUAUCGCAGUCCUCAGUGUCAAGGAUUUCCGCAAAGUCUGGGAUACUCCCACCUUGGCGAUUAGGGAGGCUGUUGAGAUUUCUCCCGGCGUCAACGUCACAUCUGAUGAGGCCAUUGCUGAAGCUGUUAGAAACGCCCUUUUUGCCAGCUUUGCGCACCCCAGCGGAACAACGAGUUUGCAACCUUUGGAGCAUGGUGGCGUUGUGGACCCCCAACUUCGUGUCUACGGCGUUCAGGGACUGAGAGUAGUUGAUGCCAGUAUCAUUCCGCUGAUUCCUGCCUGCCAUUUGCAAGCUACUAUGUAUGCCGUGGCUGAAAAGGCUGCCGAUAUCCUGAAGGAGAAUUAG
Molecule: messenger RNA, 1839 nt
Organism: Colletotrichum scovillei
Lineage: Eukaryota; Fungi; Ascomycota; Sordariomycetes; Glomerellales; Glomerellaceae
Product: GMC oxidoreductase
Exons: 5
Coding region: 1-1839 (612 amino acids)
Biological process (GO): secondary metabolite biosynthetic process
Molecular function (GO): oxidoreductase activity, acting on CH-OH group of donors; flavin adenine dinucleotide binding
Source: RefSeq, a predicted model, not a curated record